CUCAAUCUAUCGAGACUCGAGACCGGAUGGUCGUGAGUCGACAGGAGCACUGCAACAUUCCGUCUGGAGUACGAACGUGAAUCUAAGACUGUCGAUCUUUAAAAUACUGGCACGGUACUUGGAGAUCUUUUAAGGCGCCUAGGUCUCUCGCCCACUCAAAUCGUCCGCCCGCGGACUGUCAAGAAAGCUUGUAUCAUUGCUGUCGUAAGAGCGAGGAAGGCAGCGAGCUCCUUCUUCGGCCUGCGAACGAAUAGCAAGAAAGAAAGAAGACACAUUUUCCAAGAAAUCGAUGGCAUCGGCGGUGAGUGCAGGUGCGAUGGCCAAUCUUUCUCUUUAUAGCACCGGCAGCUGCUCGUCCCUUGUAUCGAGCUCGAGUGGGAGACCUCUGAAGAUUACAUUGCAGCAGAAGAGGAGGGUGUACUUGAGAAGUGCGAAGAAUCAGGUGGAGAGAAGGCUCUCUGUCGUGUGCUCUGUUGGGGCUAAGGAGCGGACCGUCCCGGAGCUGAACGAGGGAAUCGCCAAUUUCUAUAAUGAGUCGUCUGGAAUCUGGGAGGAGGUCUGGGGGGAGCAUAUGCACCACGGCUAUUACGAUCCAAAUUCGAAAGACGCCGGGGAUCAUAAAGAGGCUCAAAUUCGCAUGAUCGAAGAGUCUUUAGCCUGGGCUGGAAUUCCAGAGGAUGAAGAGAACAAGCCUCGAACCGUGGUGGACGUGGGCUGUGGAAUCGGAGGAAGUGCCCGUUAUUUGGCCAGGAAGUACAAUGCGAACGUGAAAGCCAUCACCCUGAGUCCAAUACAGGCUCAGAGAGGAACUGCAAUAACAGCUGAUCAAGGCUUGUCAAAAUCGGUAAAUUUCCAGGUUGCCGACGCUCUGAAGCAGCCAUUUUCCGAUGGCGAGUUCGAUUUGGUUUGGUCGAUGGAGAGUGGAGAGCACAUGCCAGACAAAAGGAAGUUCGUGCAAGAGCUAGCACGGGUUGCUGCACCGGAUGGACGCAUUCUGAUCGUUACCUGGUGUCAUCGAGACCUCAAGCCAGCUGAACUGUCUCUUUCUCCCGAAGAAUUGGAACUCUUGGACAAGAUAUGCGAUGCAUACUACUUACCUGCGUGGUGCUCACCUUCUGACUACGUAAGAAUUGCAGAAAGCAUUGGUUUGAAGGAUGUCAAAUCCGCUGACUGGUCGGAAUACGUCACUCCUUUUUGGCCCGCUGUUAUGGUUUCUGCAUUGAGUUUGAAAGGCCUGUUUGGGCUUGCAAAAGCAGGUUGGACCACUAUUAAGGGAGCUUUAGCUAUGGGGUUAAUGGUGCAAGGCUACCAACGAGGGCUCAUCAAGUUUGCACUCAUCACGGCCCGUAAGGCGUCGUAGUCGGAUUUCUCACAAUUUUGCACCUGUGCAGCUUGUUAGUUGGCGGGGCCAGUGUCCAUUGAUGUGCUGUAUGAUCACUUUGUGUAAAUAUCAUUUGUCGCAACGGAGUUAGGUACACAAACUUGCAUUUUGUGGGAUGGUUCGAGCGUGCUUGUUGUCCGAAGAUGAACACAAGACAUCUUCUAUCAGAGCUUUCUCUCUAGUCUUGAAGAAGCUUGGAUCAUCUCACUUUGCUGACGUCUGAAAUUAGCAGCCUGACAACGUAGCUGUUUCCAUUCUUCCACACCUAGCACCUGUGCCGAGCUUAUGUCCAGAAACACGCUGUUACUUGCUACAGAAUCCGUCGCCAAUUCUUAAUGCUCGAGUUAGAGUUCUCGGAAUGGCUCUCAAGACUGGCAGGCUUCUUUAUAACGCACCCAUGUUUCAUAGAGAAUGGUGUUACAAUUAUUUACUUCAAGACUCUUCUUUUCUUGUUGAAACUUAAGUUCCUGGCAACACUUCAUUGUCAGCAAACCAUGAUCUGAGUUGUUAUUAGCAUUGCGCUGUAUUUACG
This is a messenger RNA of Marchantia polymorpha subsp. ruderalis, 1913 nucleotides long. The record is from the annotation of a GenBank genome assembly. NCBI's taxonomy places the organism in Eukaryota, Viridiplantae, Streptophyta, Marchantiopsida, Marchantiales, Marchantiaceae.